UGCCCGCGCCCGCCCUACUGCCCCUUGCUGGGUUUCCUGUUUAAGAUGGCGUCCCCCGUGGCAACGCAGGCCGGGAAGCUUCUGCGAGCCCUAGCACUGCGGCCCCGCUUCCUGGCGGUCGGGUCCCAGGCAGUUCAAUUAACCUCCAGAAGAUGGCUGAAUCUGCAGGAAUACCAGAGCAAGAAACUGAUGUCUGACAACGGAGUGAGAGUUCAAAGAUUCUUUGUAGCAGACACUGCAAAUGAAGCUCUUGAGGCUGCUAAGCGACUAAGUCAGGAAACUUGUGGAUACCCACCCAGAGUUCAUCAAACUAAGGAAGUUGGAUGUUCAUCAACCAAGCCUAUGAGAAUGAUGUAUACACCAGAAGGCCAGUGGUACAUUUACAAAAUGGAAUGAUUUUCUCAUGACUAGAAUGUUCAGAUCUGCUAUCCUGGUGUCUUAGGAGACACAUUCAUCUUGUUUUACCUUUAUGCAAUUCUUUUCCUUUUCAAGACAAAGAGCACAUUUCAACAAAA
This is a messenger RNA of Rhinopithecus roxellana (golden snub-nosed monkey), 515 nucleotides long. RefSeq names its product succinate--CoA ligase [GDP-forming] subunit beta, mitochondrial-like. The record is from RefSeq and is a predicted model, not a curated record. NCBI's taxonomy places the organism in Eukaryota, Metazoa, Chordata, Mammalia, Primates, Cercopithecidae. Gene Ontology annotation, biological process: tricarboxylic acid cycle; succinyl-CoA metabolic process. The transcript is spliced from 3 exons. Gene Ontology annotation, molecular function: succinate-CoA ligase (GDP-forming) activity; ATP binding. Gene Ontology annotation, cellular component: mitochondrion; succinate-CoA ligase complex. The coding region runs from base 46 to 396 and encodes 116 amino acids.